Molecule: messenger RNA, 1779 nt
Organism: Humulus lupulus (European hop)
Lineage: Eukaryota; Viridiplantae; Streptophyta; Magnoliopsida; Rosales; Cannabaceae
Product: loganic acid O-methyltransferase-like
Exons: 5
Coding region: 1-1707 (568 amino acids)
Biological process (GO): methylation
Molecular function (GO): S-adenosylmethionine-dependent methyltransferase activity
Source: RefSeq, a predicted model, not a curated record
AUGAGUAUGAUGCCAGAAGUGGUGGUACGUCCAAUGAAUGGUGGAAAUGGUCAUUACAGCUAUACCAAAAACUCAACAUUUCAGAAAGGAGGGCUGGGGUUUAAGAAUAUUGGAAUUUGGAAUAAGUGUGCCAUAGGAAAGCAUAUCUGGGCCAUUGCCAAAAAGGAGGACAAUCUGUGGGUGAAGUGGAUUCAUGCUGUUUAUCUUAAGCAGGAUGAUUGGUGGGACUAUGUAGCUCCCACUUCUAGCAGUUGGUACUGGAAGCAGCUGGUGCGGAUUAAGAAUGAGCUCAAGGUUAUAUUUUUGCAGGGAGGUUCCAGUUGGACUAGGUUCAGCAUUGCUCAAAUGUAUAAGCUGAUGCAGUCUAAUACAGAGGCCAGAUGGAAGUAUGCAGCGAUCUGGGACAGGAAUGGAUACCCUAAGCAUAAGUUUAUUGCUUGGUUGGUGCUCAAACAGAGGAUGCCGACUAGAGAUAGAUUGUAUAGGUUUGGAAUCUCUCAAGACAUGCUGUGUCUCAUUUGUGGCUGUUAUCCUGAGAGUCAUCAUCAUCUGUUUUUUGAAUGUCAAUUCAAUGUAGACACUCUGCUUGCAGAAGGAGUGUUUACAGAAGCUCUAUUUGUGCUUGCAUUUACUUCAUAUGGAGAGCUAGGAAUGCAGCUCUUUGGAAGCUUCAGAAAUUUCUCCACUCAUUUUCAGAGAAAAGCUAUAGAGGCUGCGAAAGAACUCAUCAACAAAUCAAUAUCAGAGAAACUUGACAUCGAGACUCUUACUUCUUGUAAAACCUUUAAAAUCGCUGACUUGGGCUGCUCAGUUGGGCCUAAUACAGUCUUAGCAGUGCAAACCAUAAUAGAUGCCAUAGUUCACAAGUUUAAAAGCCAAAGAAAAACCAGUACUUCUUGUGAUCACCUCCCUGAGUUUCAAGUGUUUUUCAACGAUCAGGCUUCAAAUGACUUCAACCAGCUUUUCACAUCUCUUCCUCCGAAAACUCUGUACUUCGCGGCGGGGGUGCCUGGUUCAUUCCACAGAAGAUUAUUUCCCAAUGCUUCUCUUAAUUUUGUUCACUCUUCAUGUGCUGUUCAAUGGCUUUCUAGAGUUCCACCUGAGGUUUUGGACAAGAGCUCUCCUGCUUGGAACAAAGGGAAAGUUCACUACUCAAACUCCUCGACUGAAGUUGUCAAGGCUUUUGAAGAUCAGUAUGCUAAGGACUUGGGCAACUUUCUAAAUGUUAGAGCACAAGAGAUUGUCCAUGGAGGUUUGAUGGCUCUUAUUGUUCCAGGUCGCCCCAAUGGAACACCUCACUCUGAUGCUUAUAUCAACAAGGCAUAUGAAUAUGUUGACUCUUCUCUUAUAGACAUGGCCAAGAAGGUAGGCAAGAUUCGUAAUGAAAAGUUGGAUUCUUUUAACUUUCCAAUUUAUUAUGCAUCUCUCCAUGAAGUGGAAUCAGUUGUCAAACAAAACGGUUGGUUUAGCUUAGAGAUAAUGGAGAACCUACCUCUCGAAAAGCCACAACCCAAAGUGAUGUCAGUGACCCUUAGAGCUGUGCUUGAAGGAACCAUAAAGGAUCAUUUUGGUGAUGAGGUUGAUACUGAAGAGCUCUUUGAUCUGCUACUGUGCGAGAAGCUUGAAGAAGCCUUCUCUAUCACUGAAUCGUGUGAAUCAGUUUGCCUCUUGGUCUUACUCAAACGAGCACCAGAUGAUAAUAGAUGAGUGUUGAUCUGAGCUGUGCUUAUCUUUUAUACAAUCUAUUCUAGGAUUUGAUCGACUAUAAAAAUUUGCUAU